Messenger RNA from Penicillium chermesinum, 255 nucleotides. RefSeq lists its product as uncharacterized. The coding region runs from base 1 to 255 and encodes 84 amino acids. Gene Ontology annotation, molecular function: monooxygenase activity; FAD binding. The record is from RefSeq and is a predicted model, not a curated record. NCBI's taxonomy places the organism in Eukaryota, Fungi, Ascomycota, Eurotiomycetes, Eurotiales, Aspergillaceae. The transcript has a single exon.
AUGACUACAGACCGCGUGGCGAUAAUUGGCACUGGCUUGUCGGGCCUGGCUCUAGGUCUCGCGCUGCACAAUCACUCAAUUCCAGUGACGAUCUACGAAUCCCGCCCCAUCUCUCUCGACAUUGGCGGGGCGAUCAUGCUGUCGCCAAACGCUUUGAGAGUCCUCGGCGACUUAGGUGUUUACGAGACAACCAAGGCUCUCGGAUACCAAUUCUCGCUUCUGCACUUCUAUACCGGCAAGCCCCUUGAUGCGUAA